This is a messenger RNA of Bipolaris victoriae FI3, 945 nucleotides long. RefSeq lists its product as hypothetical. The record is from RefSeq and is a predicted model, not a curated record. Bases 1 to 945 code for a protein of 314 amino acids. Lineage: Eukaryota; Fungi; Ascomycota; Dothideomycetes; Pleosporales; Pleosporaceae. The transcript has 4 exons.
AUGGCGGCGUGGCGUGAGGCGGCGGCAGUGCUGGCGUUGACGUGCUGCUUGUCGGCUGCCGACGCCGGCCUGCACGUGAGGCAUGAGAUUUUCCUGCCUUCGCCGCCAUGCCACCAUGCCGCCCGCAACAAUAAGCCGCGCCCACUUGGCCGUGGCCGUGGCCGUGGCCGUGGCCGUGGCAGCUACUUACAGCGACAGCGACAGCGACAGCUACAGCUACAGCUACAGCUACAGCUAGUAGGCACACACACUGGCACAACGGCCCAGAGCCCAGAGUCCAGAGUCCAGAGUCCAGAGUCGACAGCCCUGCCACCACCAUGGUAUCAACUAGAGGGCGCUGCCGCCGCCCGUUGUACUCGCGGCCUAAAAGUACCUCUUCCCCUACCCUACCAUGCUGAUGCCAAUACCAAUGCUGCUGCUGCUGCUGCGAGCCGGCGAGGGGAAAAUCCCUACCUACAGCCACCCACUCCGCCGCCCAUGCCAUCCAGGGCCCCCGCUGCUUUAGCGAGCCUAUCUCAACACGACCAAGGCCUUUUUGACGCUGCCGACUUGUCAAUUUCAUGCAGCACCAGCACCCACGGCCCUGCCUGCUCCGCUGCCCGCCAACCACAGCCGACGAGAAAGAAAAAAAGGGGACAAAGGAAAAAAAAGCGCCCCUCGUCUACAGCCGAAUGCCCGGGCCUUCCAGAGCCCUGGCGCUGCUGCUGCUGCUGCUGCUGCUGCAUCAUACUACUGACGCCGGCCACCGUCUGCUCUCCUCUGCCUCGUCGUCCUCGUCGUCCUCGUCGUCGUCCCAAUCCUCUCAUGCCUCGCAUUCCUCUCCUACCUCCUCCCCUACCUCCCCAUGCUCGCCAUUGCCGCUCUGCGCCUCCAAAUCCUCACACCGUACCCUCCCGGGCCACAGCCGAGUGCUGCUCCGCCCUCUGUGCAAGCUGCCACCCUUGA